Clonostachys rhizophaga is the source of this 420-nucleotide messenger RNA. NCBI's taxonomy places the organism in Eukaryota, Fungi, Ascomycota, Sordariomycetes, Hypocreales, Bionectriaceae. The record is from the annotation of a GenBank genome assembly.
ACUUUGUUUCGCUUCGUUGAUCCGAAACAGGAGAAGCAAUGGGGAAAGAAAACACAAACCAUCGUAUCAACCCUCCCGUUCAUGAAGGAAAUUUCGGGAAUGAAGUGCUACCGAAUCAUUGGCCCCCUCCCGGCCGAACAUGAGAGCAAGAGGACUAAUAUCGAAGCUAUGGAGGUGGCACAUGUCACCGUAUACAAUGGACCGGCUUUCCAUCGACGACCACGGAUUCAAAUUUAUCGUUUUGAACACAACACGCAACUGAUCAGUGAUCACUCUGAGGCAGCGCAAGGUUUCCAGGAGGUUGUCACCUUCCCCCAAGACCAUUUUCAAAAACCGCAUAUAUUCUCUUACGUUCUUCGGGUCAGCAAACUCCCCCUUUGGGUUGUAUUCAAGGAUACUGCUAAUAGCUCUCAUAUUUAA